UGGUGAAAAUAAAAACUCACUCGGACGAGACAAAAACAUAUCUGUCAGAGUUGUACAUUAACAUAUAGGAAAACUCGAUCACGCCUUUAAUCAGAUUUCCAAUCAAAAUGUUCGCCAACAAAUUGUUGACCUGCUCGGCGUUACUAAUAAUAUUAUUAUUGCUAAGCAAUGCAGUUUUUUCUCAAAAGUUUAUUAGCUUGCCGAAUGUCGGUAGUGAUGCGUCUCUGGAACAAGCAAAUUUAUUUGCCAGCAGCUCCUCAACUACCCCAACGUCUUCGACUACUGGGAAACCAAUCACAACCAGAUCAACUUCUUCAAUAACUCCACCGAAAACCAAGACAGCUUCAACUGAAUCACCAACUACCACCGCACCAGUAAUAAACACGACAAUUUACCCGCCACCAUCCGUGGGAACUUGGAAUACCUCUUGUAUUAUGCUUCAAAUGGCUGCACAACUUAAUUUUACCUAUGAAGCUAAGGGGGGAAACUUUACCAACAGUUUAUUCAAUAUCCCCAACAACGCAUCUGUUGAAGAUUCAGAAUGUAAAAGCCAGACAACUCAGUUUAUUCAUCUAAUUUGGGGACCCGAAACUUCAAAGCAAUCCAUACUAAUGUAUUUUGAUAAAAGUAAUGACACCACUGUGCUUUCUUCUAUACAAAUUCAUCUGACUUUGCUGUCCGAGGACUUUCCCGAUGCAAUGGAAAAUCAAACCGUUCAGCUUAUUCAUAAAAGCGACGGAGAGUUUAAGACACCAGAAAAGAUGUCCUACCACUGCACUCGCGUUCAGAAGAUGAAUAUGACUGAGACACUCGAUGCUAAGCAGUUGAUUGGCUGGAUCAGCGUCAGUCACGUCCAGGUGGAGGCUUUCCGGAUGGCCAACGGCACUGGUUUCUCAGUUGCCCACGAUUGCGACAGCUCGGAAACGUCGGAUGUGGUACCCAUUGCUGUUGGGAUUGCUUUAGCGGCACUAAUUUUGGUCGUAUUAAUAUCUUAUCUGUGUGCUAGGCGUCGUUCCACGUCCCGUGGUUACAUGAGCUUUUAAGAGAAGAACAUCAUCUUAUUUGUGCGGGUUGGGAAUUAAAGCAGUAUGGAAAGCAAAUCAUUAGAGAGAAAUUUAAGAUUGAUUUUAAUAAUUGAAAGCAUUGAUUAGUAGAAGUUAAAGUGGCUUGAUUUUAAUUUUUUUUUAAAAAUGAGGAUCAUUAUCAAGUGCAAUUGGGUUAAGAGUAAUUAAAUGAUUUCUUUAAAAUCUUUUUUUCUCUGUCUGUGUAAGUGUCCGAUAUUGGUUCCUUGUAUGCUCAUAUUUGUGUUUUAUUUAAAAAUUUUAUUCAAUAAAUCAAUAUCCCUAAUGUACCGCGUUAACCACAAAAAGGUGAUUCGAGCGAGGACACUGCUAUAAAUAAGGUAAAAGCCUGUACGCGAUACCAACAAGUAUAUAUUCAAUUCAAAAAAUGUUAUAUUUUUAACCAUUAUUAUUGGGGCAUAUAAAUGUGUGCAUUACUGGCCUUGAAACUGUAAUAAAUAAUAUUUAAUACCGAA
Molecule: messenger RNA, 1537 nt
Organism: Drosophila santomea
Lineage: Eukaryota; Metazoa; Arthropoda; Insecta; Diptera; Drosophilidae
Gene: Lamp1
Product: lysosome-associated membrane glycoprotein 1
Exons: 4
Coding region: 108-1043 (311 amino acids)
Cellular component (GO): membrane
Source: RefSeq, a predicted model, not a curated record